This is a messenger RNA of Sycon ciliatum, 486 nucleotides long. RefSeq names its product TNF receptor-associated factor 6-like. The record is from RefSeq and is a predicted model, not a curated record. The transcript has a single exon. The annotation marks the transcript as partial. Gene Ontology annotation, molecular function: ubiquitin protein ligase activity; metal ion binding. Lineage: Eukaryota; Metazoa; Porifera; Calcarea; Leucosolenida; Sycettidae. Gene Ontology annotation, biological process: protein polyubiquitination; ubiquitin-dependent protein catabolic process.
AUGUGAAACCCCCGCGUUAUGGUGAUGCCGGUAGUGUCUACUCGAGACAUGUGCGAAACUCUCUGACUUCAGCAAGACAACAUGAUAGCACGGCAUCACCCAUCGGACAGCUACGCCCCGGCAUCAGUGCCUCAACACCCGCAUUGUCCUCUACCUCAGCGUCCUCCAGUAGCGAACGAUUGCUAAAUGAGCGUGCAAUAAACCUGGUCAAAGAGCAAGAGGAUGCUGGUAUUGUGUCGGUGGUCGGAGCGACUCGCACGUCCAUGCCUCAACUGAAGGGUGGCUACCUGCAUGUGUUUGCCGACGACGUUCGCGAAAAUCUACGCUGUCCCGUGUGUCUGCUGGUGAUCCGCGAUGCAGUUCAGACCCCGUGUGGUCACCUGUACUGUGAGACCUGCCUGCGGCCCAUCCUGCGGGGCCAGAGGCCGCGCUGCCCGCUCGACCAGAUUGAGCUGGUGUUCUCGUUUGCCGAUCAGCACUGCCGCC